UGCUACCGUUAGAUGGCUCUGACACCAUAGCAGCCGUACAUUUCGCCGGUAACGCCAAGAUUUUCGGCUAAUCUACCGAAAUGGCAGUGAAUCUUUCGCUUCGAGUUGCCAAAAAGGUGGCACCAUCAGUGGUACAAAAAUGUAUCCCAGCAAGUUCAAGCUUACACACGAGCACCGAAAAGAAAGCAAACAAACCACAUGUGUCAACAAGGCCAGCAAAGUACCUUAUCAAUCACUCCAAGGUCCGAGGGAUGGACAUUCUUAGGAACCCAAAACUGAACAAGGGAACAUCGUUUUCCCUGAAGGAACGCCAGUUGAUGGGAAUCCAUGGACUUAUUCCGCCAGCAGUCAGAACGCAGGAUGAACAAGUUGUCAGAGUCAUGACAAACUUCUACAAACGAGCAAAUGACCUUGACCGCUAUGUGUACCUGACGGCCCUGCAGGAUCGUAAUGAACGCCUGUUCUACCGUGUGUUAACAGAACAUACAGAAGAGAUGAUGCCCAUCGUGUACACUCCUAUCGUUGGUCAGGCUUGUCAGGAGUAUGGUGUUGUGUUUCGGAGACCUAGGGGCUUGUUUCUGUCAAUCAAUGACAAGGGCCAUCUGUAUGAAAUGAUCUGUAACUGGCCAGAGAAAGACAUUAGGGCAAUUGUUGUUACUGAUGGUCAGCGUAUCUUGGGUCUGGGUGAUCUUGGUGCUUGUGGGAUGGGUAUCCCUGUGGGUAAACUGUCACUGUAUACUGCCCUCGGUGGAAUCCCACCCGAUCAGUGUCUACCCAUCACGCUUGAUGUCGGCACAAAUAAUGAGAGAUACCACAACGAUCCCUUGUACAUCGGUCUUAACCAAAAGCGAGUGACUGGAGAAGUGUACGAUGAAUUUAUUGAUGAGUUCAUGCAGGCUGCAACACGGAGAUACGGACAGAAUGUGUUGAUCCAGUUUGAGGAUUUUGCUAAUCAGAAUGCAUUCCGCUUCCUCGAGAAGUACAGGCACAAAUACUGCAUGUUCAAUGAUGAUAUUCAAGGAACUGCAUCUGUGGCUGCAGCAGGAGUGUUUGCAUCUCUACGUAUCACCGGGAAGAAACUCAUAGACAAUACCUUCCUGUUCCAAGGAGCUGGAGAGGCUUCUAUAGGCAUUGCCUCCCUCCUGGCUCUGGCUAUGGAAGAGGAAGGGGCUACCAGAGAACAAGCACUCAGCAAGAUCUUCAUGGUGGACUCUAGGGGACUUAUUGUCAAUAACCGUCCUUCAGGGGGUGUUACGGGACACAAGAAAGAUUUUGCCAAAGAUAUCAAACCCAUGACGUCUCUAGAGGAAAUAGUGACAGAAAUUAAGCCAACAGCGUUGAUAGGAGCUGCCGCUGUUCCCGGAGCUUUCACCGAGGCCGUGUUGACGACCAUGGGCAAGAUCAAUGAUAAACCAAUCAUCUUUGCUCUCAGUAACCCAACGUCAAUGGCUGAGUGUACUGCAGAACAAGCCUACACCUGUACAGAGGGUCGAUGUGUGUUUGCCAGUGGCAGCCCGUUCCCAGCUUUUACUAUUGGGGGCAAGACCCUGUACCCUGGUCAGGGUAACAACGCUUACAUCUUCCCAGGGGUAGCUCUCGGAGUCAUCACCUGUGGGGUCAGACACAUCCCUGAGGUUGUCUUCCUGGCUGCUGCUCGGAGCUUGGCCAAGAUCGUAACCGACAAGGAUCUUGAGGAGGGCCGCGUGUACCCUCCGCUGAGCAACAUCCGUGAGGUGUCCGUCAAACUGGCUACCAAUCUGGCAGAGUAUGUGUACGCCAAAGGUCUAGCCUCCACCUACCCAGAACCCAAGGACAAGGAGGACUUCAUCAGAUCCCACAUCUAUGAUACCAACUACGAGAGCUUCGAGCCCGAGACCUGGGAUUGGCCACAGCAGUGAGGGUGCCUGAGUGAUUAGAAGAUAAUGGUCAUGGUUGAUGGUAAUGUGAUGACUUUGUUAGGAAUAGGUCAUUGCCAGAAGAUGUAAUGAGUAUUUUGUAGAUGAGAUAUGUUUUGUAUAUUCGAUAUUUUAAUAGGUCUAAGCAGAGCUGACGCUAUUGCUAUACUUAAUCUAUCUCGCCAGAAAUUUAAGAAAUACAGCCAAAGAACUGUCCUAACAUUCGUUGAAUAAUUCUUUGGAAGUAAGUUUUAGCUAGGCUAAAUAUUGGGUGAUAGUUUGUUCUUGUUUGUGGAGUUUAUCCAAACAAAUAUACAUUUACUUUGAUCAAAUUUUAUUUUCAUAUAUAUCCUCUGAUAUUUUUGCCACAUGAAGGUCUUUAAUCAUAAUUGUUAGCAUAUCAUUCUUGAUUUUUAAAAGUUCUCGAAUAUUUGGGCCAACUUGAUGUAAAUUUUCUGUGUCUGUUAAUUAUAAAGGGAGGACAGUCUUCAAUGGAAUUUCCACAAUUCGAUCAAAACUACCCUAGAUCCCUAUAUAUUUGAUGUCCACAUGAGAAGUUCCCACUGCUUUCCUUUAACUGUUUUGCAGGCUUUUUAUAAGCACUACCUCAAGGAAAGUUUUGCAGUAAUCAAAAUCAUUUCAUCAUCGUUGUCUCUUCUAUGAUACUCAUUGCUCCAGUUUUUAUGGGCUCAGUUUUGCAAUAGUUUUAUAAAUGCUAAUAUGAAUUUGAUGAAUAUUAAAUUAAUAUUGGAUGCUAGGAAACUCAUCCAUGUCAUUGUCUAACCAUGACCAAGACAACAGCCAUGUCAGGACAGGUGGUCAUGUAGUGGGGCGUUCUAAAUCAAACUUAUGAGAUUAAAAAGUCUAUGAGUGGAAAUAUUAGAGGAAGAUACUUUGUCUCUCAUUUUAAAGUUUUAUUCUUUUUCUCCAAAUAUGAGGUGCAGUUUGGUCUUAGAUGCACAUAUGAUGCUAUGUGUAUUCGGAUUUCAAUGUGUAGGAUUAUUCCAUAAUUGUCGAACAGAGCUUUAUCCAGAGCUGUACCUGGAAUAAUCUUCCCAAAGUAGCUAGUACCUUUAGGUAUGAUCCAGUCACUGUGUGGUUCAACAAAUUCUCUUACCCACUGGACCAAUCCCAGUGAAUAUUAAUCAUGACCCACCAUUCCAAAUCAAGGUUUAUUUAUUUGUCUCAUUCGAUUAUCUUUAAGAGAAUGUAAUGUUAAAAAGUUUCAUCAAAUUUCUGUGAUCGUUAAAUAUAUUGAUUACCUGGAAAAAUUAUGUUUUCGAACCCUUCCAAUGUACCGUCAGGUAAAUGAGACCUUUGGGGAAAAAAUAAUUUCUUGACCAGCCAUGUUUAUACAUUAGAAUAUCCUCAUAUCUAAAAAUCAUAGCUUGAAGUUUUCUUCCAUUUGUAACCCGUCCUGGGUAAAGCCCUGUCUUUCUAUCAGAAUAACAGCUGUGAUGUUGAAUAUUUGGUCUUUCUAGCGCUCAAGAUGAACAUUAAUGGGAUCUUGUUCAUCCUUUAUAUGGCAUUAGUUACUUGUCUUAAUGGUGUGUGUCUGUCAGUGGGGAUUUUCUACUCUGUAUCCUGGUUAAGGGAUGCUUGUUCUGUAUCAUUGUAGCUCAUUGUCAAGGUUACCACAAGGAAGAGAAUUUAUGGAUGUCAACUUCUUUACGACGAGGAACACACAGUUUUGGAGUAUUUACUUCCUCCUUGACUUGUGUUUCUCAUAAUAAAGAAGUUGACAUGCAUAAAUUCUCUUCCUUUAUGUGUAUCGCUUCUAAAUGCCAUUCAUAGACUUGAAAGGUUACCAUAGUUACCCUCUGUAACCGUUUGUGCUGCAGUUAUAUUAUUCCACAACCUGAUGUGUAAAACUGAAGUUCAUUUUGAACAUAGGAACAGGCUCUGUUGGCUAUUGAUUUUGGAUCGUAUUUGCAAUUGUGUGAAAAUUGUUAUUGUUAACUUUAUUUUGUUUGUAAAUCUGAAAUCUCAUUUUGUUUUGACUUUAUAGUUGUUCCUGAGUGUUUAUUUGGUGAAGUUUUCUUUCAGACUUUUUCGAGAGGACACUUUGUUUUAGACAUAUUUAUUUCUUAGAAUGUGUGAAGCUGGAGUGGUCAACAAGUAAAGACUUAUGUCAAUGCCACUCCAGGGGACACUUUAAACCCAUGAAAUAGUUCCGGUGUUUUGAUUGUUUGAUGAAAUGUACAACCAGAUAACAGUAUGCAGUGAAUGUUCUCAAACUGUCAUGCUGGGUUUUAUACUCUGUUAUUGUGGACAGGUUUUGUUGGACAGAUAGGAAUAGUAAAACUUGAUGGAAAAUAAUCAAACUGGUGUUUUGGGAAAUUCCAACAUAUUUGAUUCUUUACAACAUAGUGCUUUUCCACCGGAUGGUUUUAUUAUUGUUUAACUGUUUGGUUGUUUAUAGUGCCAUAAUAUUAAGUUUUAACUAAUUUUGUUAAAAUCAAUGUCAAAAUUUAAAGCUUUAUCAAAAUGUUAUUAUAUUUUAUUGGAUUCAAGAUGUCAGGUUAUAUUAACCAGACUGUUUACUUCUGUUAAUUAUUUGUUUAUAGCUCGUACAGCUGUAACUUAUUUGUAAGAAUCUCAAGAGGAACAUUCUAGUAUUGAUAUGAAAUUAGUAUUGUUCUAAAUUUCAGUUGAUCAGCUGAUCUAUCUUAUAAUUGUAUUUGCUUUGAUGUCAAGUUAUGUACAACUCAAAUUUUAAAUGUGUUCUUAGAAUGGGGACUGAGUUUCAGCUAAAAAAAAAAUAUCUUUGUUUUCAAUCUAAUGUGUAGACAUUGACUUAAAAAUCAUGAUCUGACAUGAUCUUAUUUAUUUCACUUGAUAUUGGAAGUUUACAAUUUUAGAAAAGUUAAUUUGACAUCGUGAAGAGUAAUUAUUGUCAGCCUUUGUUUAAACUUCUUUGGACAGUUUACAAUAUAUUAUUAACAUGUCUCAUCAUUGUAACACUGUUUACUUGUCAAUUGUUGCUAUGUACUAAAGAAUAAGCGAUCUACUUAAAAUGAGUUUGAAUCUAUAGCAGGAAGUACGUUUUUCUGAUUAUCACUCAAUAAGUAUACAUUAGUGACUCCCUCAAGGGGAUAUGUAUUUCAAUGCUCGAGGUGUAAGAUGACUGCGCUGACUCACCUGCAGAUGGGGACAGUAACCUACUUGUGCCACAUCAGCUGCGAACUUGAUGAACUUUACAUGAUGAUGAAGCCUUGAACCUAAAUUGAAUCGACCAACGUCUGCAUGUGGACAUACAGGGUAGUUACUCAGAAAAACAAGCUGCUGAAACUGGACAUAACACACUUGAGAGGUGUAAUCUGAUUUAAUCAUCUCAAUAUCUCUCUUUACUGAUAUCCUUUUAGAUGUAAAUAUACUACUAAAAAAACUUUAAGGACCACCAAAUUCUUUCAUUAUCUGCCAUGACAGAUUAACUAUAGUUAUGUGAAAGAAUUGGGUAGCUGUAGUAAUAUUAAAUAAUUGGGUGGUCCUUAACUUCUUUUGAGUAGUAUAUAUGUUGUACGAAUACUCAGAUGAUUUGUUUUCUGUUGUAUGGGGGUUAUGUGUGUAUGAUAGUUACUCAAAGCUGUCAUCAAUGCUGGUAUAACAGUGCCGUAGCCAGCCGGGGGGGGGGGGGGGGAUUUUUUUUUAUAGAAAACAGUUUUAUUUGAAUCAUGAAAAUACAAGUUGGGGACAAGUGAUACUUGUACAAAUAUUUCCCCCCCCCC
This is a messenger RNA of Haliotis rufescens (red abalone), 5623 nucleotides long. Its product is annotated as NADP-dependent malic enzyme-like. The transcript is spliced from 13 exons. Bases 81 to 1898 code for a protein of 605 amino acids. Gene Ontology annotation, cellular component: mitochondrion. NCBI's taxonomy places the organism in Eukaryota, Metazoa, Mollusca, Gastropoda, Lepetellida, Haliotidae. Gene Ontology annotation, biological process: pyruvate metabolic process; malate metabolic process. The record is from RefSeq and is a predicted model, not a curated record. Gene Ontology annotation, molecular function: malate dehydrogenase (decarboxylating) (NAD+) activity; malate dehydrogenase (decarboxylating) (NADP+) activity; NAD binding.